GAAAGCCUGGUAUAGAGCGUGAGGAAAGAUGGCAGAGAGUUCUGGCGAUGAAGAUGGAUUGGAGACAGAUUUCGUGUUUUAUCGCGAUCGUGAUGAAUGGAAAGAUGUCACUCCAAUUGAACAGGAUGAUGGACCUUAUCCAGUUGUGAGGAUUGCGUAUUCUGCCAAAUUCAAGGAUGUCUUUGACUACUUCAGGGCAGUUCUGCUGGCUGAUGAAAGAAGUGAACGUGCUCUUGAACUCACUGAAGAUGCCAUCAGCCUUAAUCCAGCGAAUUACACAGUCUGGCAUUUCCGAAGAGUUUUAUUGAAAUCACUGAACAAAGACUUACAGCAAGAAUUACAAUUUAUAACAGAGGUCAUUAAAGAACAACCCAAAAAUUACCAAGUUUGGUAUCACAGAAAAGUUCUUGUUGAAUGGCUGAAAGAUUCCAGCAAUGAACUGAAGUUUACUGAGGACAUUCUACAACUAGAUGCUAAAAACUAUCAUGCUUGGCAACACCGACAGUGGGUCAUUAAAGAAUUUGGUUUAUGGGAGAAAGAGCUUGAUUAUGUAGACAAACUGUUAACUGAAGAUCUUCGCAAUAACUCUGCAUGGAAUCAAAGAUACUUUGUGGUCUCCAAAACAACAGGCUUUACAGAAGAUAUUGUAGAUAGAGAAGUGAAGUUAACUAUGGACAUUAUUCAGAAAGUGCCAAACAAUGAAAGCGCUUGGAAUUAUUUGAAAGGAGUUCUGGCUCCUACUGGUCUAAGCAAACACCCUGGUCUGAAGGACACUUUGUUGGAAAUGUACAGUAAUGGUAUUGACUCUUUGUAUUUAAUGUCCACAUUGAUUGAUAUCUCUGAAGAAGAGCUGGAGAAUGGGGUUGGUGAUUCAAACUGUCUGGGACAGGCUUUAGAGUUGUGCAGCAAACUUGCCACAGAUGCUGACUACAUCAGGAGAGAGUACUGGAAUUACAUCUCCCGCAGUCUGAGUAGCAAAUAUGGGCAACCACAAUGACACCAUUAAUAAAAUUAAUAAGAAUUUUGAAUGAUAAGUGACAGCUGCAAAACACACAUCUUCAGUUAUUGCUUACGAUCUGGUAGUACCAAAACACAUCACAAAGAAGUCAGUGGAAUAUAGAAGAAUUUCUUGUUUCCCUAACCUUAUCAGUUAGAGGUUAAAAAUAGAGAAAAACAUAUCAGCACAAAUUGAAGUGCUUUUUCUUAGCCAAGUUUAAAUCAGAUUUAGAAUAAGCAAUAAAAUGUCUUAAGCUCAAAGAGGAGAAGCAAUGUACAUGUUAGACUGCCAUAAAUUGAUUGUGCUCUAGAUAUCUUUUGAAUUGGAGAAAAAGGGAAACCUCAUUGGCUUAAAACUUAAAUUCCUUUGCUCAAUGUUUCAAUAAAGAAAACAGAUUGUGAUUUGAUAUCUUUGUGGCCUGAAGUAUGAGCUAACCUAGUAGGGAGACAGAAGGUCAGACUUUGCAAAACUUGUAUUACUUAUGCAUGCCAAACAAUUUAUGUUACUUUUGGCAUGUAACUUGAUUUCAGGUAGAAAUAAAUGUUUCUUCGUUUCAA
Molecule: messenger RNA, 1554 nt
Organism: Stylophora pistillata
Lineage: Eukaryota; Metazoa; Cnidaria; Anthozoa; Scleractinia; Pocilloporidae
Product: protein farnesyltransferase/geranylgeranyltransferase type-1 subunit alpha
Biological process (GO): protein farnesylation; protein geranylgeranylation
Cellular component (GO): cytoplasm; CAAX-protein geranylgeranyltransferase complex; protein farnesyltransferase complex
Molecular function (GO): CAAX-protein geranylgeranyltransferase activity; protein farnesyltransferase activity
Source: RefSeq, a predicted model, not a curated record